Molecule: messenger RNA, 838 nt
Organism: Aspergillus caelatus
Lineage: Eukaryota; Fungi; Ascomycota; Eurotiomycetes; Eurotiales; Aspergillaceae
Product: sugar O-acetyltransferase
Exons: 3
Coding region: 33-689 (218 amino acids)
Molecular function (GO): acetyltransferase activity
Source: RefSeq, a predicted model, not a curated record
CGAAUCUAUACUCGGAAUUACACACCGUCACAAUGGCCACCUCUAAAGAAUGGCAGAAGAUGCUCAAUGGCGAGCUAUACUGGGCCUGGGACGAGGAUCUACAGGCCAACCGCGAGCGAUGCAAAUUAGCAUGUCAACGAUUCAACGAAGCUGGACAAGUAUCUAGACGGCGCAGGGUGGAAUUAUGGAGAGAUAUAAUUGGAGAUACCCGUUCUCUCCCACCACCUCUGGCGGAUGCCAAAGAAGACGAAGACCAAUUCAAAGACACAGACCCCGUGGUCGAUCCCCCCAUCUCCGUCGACCACGGUCUCAAUUUCAAAGUUGGAAAGGGGACAUUCCUCAACUUCAACCUGAUCGUCCUGGAUACCUGUCUUGUGACAAUCGGGGAACGCGUGCUCUUCGGCCCGAAUGUAAGUAUCUAUGGUGCCACGCAUCCGAUAGAUCCUGCUGUGCGACGCGGACUCGAGGGCCCGGAGGCGGGUAAGGAGGUGCAUAUUGAGGAUGAUGUUUGGAUUGGCGGCAGUGUGAUUAUUUUGGGGGGUGUUAGAAUCGGACGGGGGAGUACCGUUGGUGCUGGGAGUGUUGUUACCAGGGAUGUGCCAGCUUUUCACUUCGCUGCUGGGAAUCCGGCAAGGGUGAUCAAGAAAAUUGAGACGAGUAUGGAUCCGGAGCAACAGUCGAACCAAUGAUUGGAAAGAGGGGAUUCUAAGCAGGAAAUGGGUUUAUGACUUACAUCAUAUACAUCGAGUAGAACUAUGGGUAUUGCGAUACAGAUAGAAACAUUGUUUGCAAUGUACUGGCGUGUUUCUCGGCUACCAUUAUGACCAAGGGAAUGCCA